AUGAGAUAUAUAGCUGCUGGACAGUGGUCAAAGAUGCCUGAUUAUGGGAUUUCCUUUUUGAGCGUUACAGUUGGAUGCUCGAAAGUGUAUAAGAACGGCGGGCAUUUGUUAUACGGGUUAAGUAAUGACGGAGCCAUUUUCUGUAGAGUCGGUAUUAACUCGGAAGACCCGGAAGGGAAUGACUGGGUGACGAUGGAAGGGAUACAAAACUCAGAAUCCACGGAAGAUUUAGUUUUCGUCACCUGUUGCUCCUACUAUCCUACGCUCAUUGCUGGCACUUGGGACGGGAAGUUGUUCUGGAGAUGGGGAAUAGACUCAGUGACUCCUACCGGCAUAAUAUGGCACAAUAUUCCAACUCCGAACUUGUCUGCAGUGAUCGAAGCGACAUUGGGGAUGAACACUCUGUGGGUUACAACUGUUGAAGGAGAAAUCUGGAUGCACAAGCUAGAAUUAACGAAGUGUCAGGAAAUGCAUAACUGGAAAGCUAUUACCUCUGCCACGUAUAAAAAAGUUACGGAUGGUUCUUCUGGACGUAAACGUUGUUUAACCACUUCUCGAUCUGACGUGUUGUUUUGCAUUGGCGGAGACAAUAAGCUGGAGUUACGUGAGGGUAUAUCAACCGAAGAAUCAUGUGGUCGACGCUUCGUACCUCUAGUUGAUAGAACUGAGGAGGGACUAUCCUGGAAUGCAAUUUGUGCAACUAGUUGUUCCGCAGUUCCCAACUACUGGACUAACAAAUCGUUUCAACUUAGGACAGAUUCGAACUUCAGACAUGCUAUAUGGCGAAAAGAAAUACUCCAUCGUCUCGAAAGAAAAAACGAAAAACUAUUUCACGUGUUCCGUGAGCGAAAUGGACAUACCGACGGGCAUGAAGUAGAAGACACUGAUUGGGAAUUGAUGGACCAUGGAUGGUUGAAAUCAUCAAAAGUGCAAAUAGGACUACCAUCCGAGAGAAUGUUCAAGAAUGGUGUGAUACGGGUCUCUAAGGAUAACAUAGAAAUAGCAACUGCGAAAACAAUAAUCUGCAAGAGUAGAGCUGAGCUCCAAUUAGCUGAAGAAUACACGGACAUCAAAACUAUUUGCUGUCUAGGACUCCUCUUUGUAGACUCAGGUUAUUACAAAGUUGGAUUCGCAAAUGAGAAUGAGAGAAGAGAUUGGUUAUCUCUCUUACAAGAUGUUGUUAUUAACUGUUUGAUUGAAUCGCCAAGAGACAAAAAGUUUCAAGCAGCUUGGUCUAUAUCGCAGAAUGGUCAUGUAAGAUGCCAUCCUAUGAAUGAAUUGAUCGUUGACAAGAACGGAAUUGCAAAAGCAAAGGGCUUGAGUAAAAUAAGAGGCGUACUUCUACCCGGUAGCUUCCGGCACAUUUCUGCAGGCGCUCGAAGGAUAGUGUGGGCUAUUAAUGAGGAUGGAGUUCCUUAUGUCUUGGAUCAAACCUGGUCACCUUUUCAAUCUGUCGAGUUUUCACAUCCAAUAAACGACAGCAAGACCAUUGAGAUAAGAGAAUAUCAGAAGAAUGAAAUUUUCAGAGGUUUCAUUCCCCUGGUCGGUAUUCAUAGGGGCAUGGCUGCGUGGAUGGAGAACGACUCAGUCAUAAAUGGAAAAAGCUAUCGGUUACCCUCUGAUAACUGGUCCUGGGUAGAGGAAUCAUGGGUCAAUAAGACAACAAGUGAUUGUGAUGAGGAGGGUUGGAUGUACGCGACGAAGCUACCCGGUUCAUUCGGAAAGAAACCCGUGCGGACGAGACCACUGUAUCGAGUCAGAAAUUGGCAGAGAAAAGCAAAGUACUCAAGUCAAGGACCCUGGAGAAAAGUGCAAGGCGUACAUUUAGUAGAAGUUCAUGUUCAAAAAAAUGACGAUGAAAGAAUUCUCGUAUGGGGAGUAACUACUGAUGGCAAUGUCGUUAUCCGUCAGGGAGUAGAUGGCAGCACGCCGGAGGGAUGUAUAUGGAAGCAUAUCUUGUGUGAUUACAAAAUCAGAACACUAGCAGUCGAGUCUGGCAACACUGUUUUCGCGAUUACGAGAGAAAACAAAUUGCUGAAAAGAUAUUGCAGUAGUCAAACAGAUAUGGAAUGCACAGAUUGGCAAACAAUGGAUGCCAAGAAUCUUCCCGUAGUAAUAGAAAUGGUCGCUAUGCCCGAAAAUCUAUGGUUUAUUUCAGAAGAUAGAAAACUGUGUCUAUAUUAUAUUAAAGAAGGUGUCUACUUAACUACAAUUGAUCUAGAUCAAAGAUCUCAUAUCUCGCGUGACUUAAUAGGAUCAUUAUAUAUAUCUUCGGAAUGGAACACAAAAAGGCUGAAACAUCUGGAAAUCAAUAAAAACCUUAAUCCUCAGUACAGAUAUGAAUUCGAAAGCCUAGUCAGUGCAUAUACCUUUGAUAUAAGUAUUUGUUAA
Molecule: messenger RNA, 2391 nt
Organism: Auanema sp. JU1783
Lineage: Eukaryota; Metazoa; Nematoda; Chromadorea; Rhabditida; Rhabditidae
Source: the annotation of a GenBank genome assembly